GGAGGAUGAGAGACCCGCAGUGGGGCACCAAUUGCGCACGCGCUUACGUGAGUCCUCUCCAGUCUAGAGCGCAUCUGAAGGGAAGGAAUUGUCUGCGGAGGCAGCAGGCUGACGAUUUCCAGGACUACAGUCCCCAGAAGGCCUUGUAGCGGAGCAUGCGCAGUGCGAACAAUCGGGCCUGCAGGUGGUGGGGGUCUGGGGAGCAGCUUAGUACAAACACGUUGCUUGGAGGCAGGGCGAGGCCGCUGUAAUCAAGUCCCAGCGCUGCCCCCUCCCCCCCGAGUGUGACCCUCUGGCUCCGGCCUUAUGGAGCAGCGGCCUGAGCGCAAGGUCAUUUUGAAUUCUAAUCCUGUCUUCCAAAGUACUUGCAACCCUAUCAUCUGCAAAUUUUAUAAGGAUAUAAUACACUCCGUUAUCCAAGUCAUUAAUGAAAAUAUUGAAUAGUACUGGAUCCUGCAGGACCCCAUCAGUAACUACUCCGAGUGCAGUGUCUCUGGUUGUACACCCAUCUUACAGUAAAGGUAACCUAUAAAGCAGUGGUUCUCAAACUGUAUUUUUUCCGCGGACCACUUGAAAAUUGCUGAGGGUCUUGGCGGACCACUUAAUGAUCUUUCCAAAUGUUGUUUGUACCAUUAGCUAACUAUUGUAAAGCGCUUUGGAUAAAAUUAACUUUUUUUUGUUCUACAGGUAAAAGCACAUAACUCAUAUUUUCAUGUCAGUAGUUUUACCUUUCAAAUGCCAUGGAUGUGCCCUCUCUCCCCCACCAUGGCAACCCCUGAGCUGGGGCUGGGAAGGAGGGGGGUCUCUCCCCGGCAACCGCAGCCCUGGAGCUGGGGAAAGUCGCCUCUUUUUCUGGCCGCCGCAGCCCUACACAUCCCAAAUUCACCCUACCCCCUCUUCUCACCCCACUGCCCCCACCCCGCUAUUUCCCCCCAAGCUCACCACCUCAUCACCUUACAUGUGUGUCCUCUCCAGGGUCCAGGCUCCUAAUUAGUGGAGCCACGCCUGUGCGGCUCCACUAAUUAGGUGGGUGGCCCUUCAUGGUCUUGUGUCAGCUGCCAAGGCACACACCUUAGAGGGAACUGUCUGCAGACCACCUGAAUGAAGCUCGCAGACCACUGGUGGUCUAUGGACCACAGUUUGAAAACCUCUGCUAUAAAGGACUUUUUAAAACUGGGUUUGCCCUGUUUUGAUUCUUUAACAUAUAAAAGAUAUGUAAUAUUACACUCGCACACACCUCCCCCAAAAAAAACCCUUAGAAAUAUCGUAAGUGUCAAGCGUAGACUUCCCUGGUUUCACAGCAGGACAUGAAGGGUACAGGCUCAUGAAUUUGAAUUGGGAACUCUGUUAUGCUGUAAUUGAAGUGUUAUUUACAUUUUAACAAACACAAAUGAAAAAUAGUUUUAAUCAGGCCUUGAUACCCAGGAAAGAUUUUUUUUUGGUCUAACCUAAAGUGUGAAUUUAAACCAGCGUAGUUAUACUGAUAUACUUCCCCACUCCCCAGAUAAACGCUCUUAGGCCUCAUCUACAUGGGAAUAUUUUUGGUAUAUCUUUAGAUUUUAUUGGUGUAAACUGCCUUGCAUCCACACAUGAAUUAUCUUUUUGUUUCAUUUUGUGUUUUAUCCUGCUAUAAUUAAUCCACUUUGGAUGUGACAUAAUUCUAUUUCGGAAUGAGUGUUAUACUGCUAUAAGAUUUAUGUGGAUGCAUCCCCAUUUUGAAUUACCAGUACUUCUACGGGUAGCCCUCUAACAGCUAUCCCACACUGCAUUGUUUCACAUCUGGAUUGGCCUGUCUGGUUACCUGAGCAGUCUCUGCUGCUUUGGAGUCCUCUCAAGACACUCUCUCUCUCUCUCUCCAUCCCUGGUUUAAAUGAUGGCAUACACACAAGCACAUCUGCUUGUCUCAUCAGGAGAUCCUGGACUUCCUUACUUUCUAGAGCAGUGGUUUUCAACUGUUGGUCCGCGGACCCCUGGGGCUCCACAGACUAUCGUAAGAUUUUCAAAGAGGUCCGUACCUCCAUUUGAAAUUUUUUAGGGGUCUGCAAAUGAAAGGUUGAAAACCACUGCUCUAGAGAGAGGAACAAGUUCAGUCUCAUCCUUCCGGUAGUCACUGGAAUGCAAAUUUAGCAGCGUAAAUGCAGGAAAAGCGGUACUCCCAGAACACGUGCCAGCACUGUGCCAAAGCCUUGGUCUUGGUCUUGUGACAGAGCUACAAAAAUGUCAAAGAGAAAAAACACCUGUCAUAUUGCUCCCAAUAUGUGUGCUGGACUGGAUUUUUUGCUCGAGAGGCCGCCACAAAACUCAAUAUAUGUUGGACAGUUUGGCCAUGGCCCACAAUGAGGCAGACAUGCCUUCAGAAACCGCAUAGGAAACUGGAUCCCACGCAGGAGAAAAUUUCCCUGGACAACACGAUCUCUUUGGUAUGCCUUACUGCCAUCCAGAGAUCCAUUUGGAGACACCACCUGAGACCCAGCCAGAGCGACAGAAUGACAAGGCAUCCUCAUCCAGAACUGUAGCAAGUUCUCACCAGUCAUCAGAAUGCAAAGGAAUUUAAUACAGACUGUGUUUCAGCUGGCACAUCGGACAUGUUUGGUACCACGUCGCACUGGUUUCCUUCAACACUUAAAUGGGAAGCCAGUCUUGCCUCAGACUGGAUGCAAAGUCGUUUUGGCAUUGGGCCCUGAAAAACAGUGUCUCCAUGCAUCUGCUACACUGUGUCUCUCAAAGGAAGGAAAGUCAUUGGAUGUAUUUUCAUCCCAACCAGAAGGCACUCGCCACAAAGAACAAAAGGAAGAAAACCCUUUGAAACCAGCUAGUGAUAUACCCCAGGGGACCCCUGUAGAAUCAAGUUCUUUAGAGCCUGAUCCAUUACAAGACAAAUCAAUUAGUCUCUUUCAGAGGUUCAAGAGAACUUUUAAACAGUAUGGAAAAGUUAUGAUUCCAGUGCAUCUGUUGACUUCCAGUGUAUGGUUUGGAUCCUUUUACUACGCAGCCAUGAAAGGAGUGAAUGUCGUUCCUUUCCUAGAGUUCAUUGGCGUACCAGAAAGCAUUGUAAGCAUUCUGAAAAACUCUCAGAGUGGAUAUGCACUAACUGCGUAUGCAAUGUAUAAGAUUGCAACUCCUGCCAGAUACACUGUAACUUUAGGAGGAACAUCCAUUACUGUCAAGUAUCUUCGUAAGCAUGGCUACAUGUCCACGCCCCCUCCGGUAACGGAAUACCUACAGGAUAGAAUGGAAGAAACAAAAGAGCGUCUCUCAGGGAAAAUGGAGGAAACCAGGGACAUGAUUAGUGAAAAAAUGGAAGAAACAAAGGAUAGAAUAACAGAGAAGAUGGAAGAAACAAAGGAUAGAAUAACAGAAAAAAUACAAGAAACCAAAGAUAAAGUUUCAUUUAAAAAAAGAAAAGAAUAAGAAAAUGGUCAGCUUAGGUUGUGCAAAAAAUUAUGCAAUUUAACCCUUUGGAGCAUCUGGAUAUGGACUUUCUGCUUUCAUUUGGCUGGGUGGAGAAUAUCAGUGUUCGAAGGAUUAAAGAUUUCUGUAAAUUCUUUAAUGCUAAAGUUCUUUUAAAAAGAAAAAAAAAGAGAAAAUGAAUCGAGUAUUAAAAAUUCAUAUGUGCAAUGGCAACAGUGGUGGUCAGUUUUUUGUAAGUCGAGAUGCUUCUCUAAGAUCCACAAUAUUAUUCUGGCCGUCAGCUGGGAACCAGCAUUGUGUCAGACUGGUUCCUCCAUUGCCUGGGAAUACAGAUUUCUUUUUGAGAGAAAGGAGUCCUCUCCUUUUCAGUCAUAUAUUAUAUAUGCAGUGAUCUCUCUCUAACCACUGCCAUCUCCACUCUGAGGCAAACCCUUACCACUGAUGCUGCAAGUGAAUGAACUAAUGGGCCAGAUCCUUAACUAGCGUAAAAUCUCAUAGCUACACUGGCUUCAGUUGAGUUAAAACAGCUUACGCAAGUUGGGGAUCUGGAUCUUUGUUUUAAAAAAUGGUGUCUUUAAACUUUCAAAAGCCUUUCAACUGAAAAUUAUAGUAAGAUGAGUUAAUUACAGUAGCCAUGUAUGCUUUUGUUUUUAUAUAAAGUUGAAUUACAAUUGAGAAUGUUAUAGGAUUGAAUAAAAUGUUCUGACUGUAACUGCAUAUGGACUAAAGCAUAACUGGUUCAUUUUCAUCCAGAAUUAUGCUGUAAUUUACUGAAGGUGUUCCGCUUUGUACUAGCUUUCAAUAAUAAAAUAAAAAUUAAAGGGAGAUAAGUCUGCA
This is a messenger RNA of Chelonia mydas (Green sea turtle), 4248 nucleotides long. It is a transcript of the gene MIMS1, whose product is annotated as family with sequence similarity 210 member A. The coding region runs from base 2539 to 3411 and encodes 290 amino acids. The record is from RefSeq and is a predicted model, not a curated record. Lineage: Eukaryota; Metazoa; Chordata; Testudines; Cheloniidae. Gene Ontology annotation, cellular component: mitochondrion. The transcript is spliced from 5 exons.